ACUUCAUCGACGGUCACGAUCAAUUCAUACAUUAAUCAACGGACUAUAGAUCGUCACGUGCAGAAUCGGACUUCUGACAUAAAAGGCAGGGUUUUUCGUUUCCGGCGACUUCUCGAGAUGUUUUUAUCAUCGACAUAGAAACCCAAAAAGAUUGAAAGAAGAUGCAUUACAUGGAUUUGUUUAGUAAAGCUGGGAACAUAUUUAGGCAGCCUAGAGCUUUGCAGUCCGCCAACGCUAUGUUACAGGGCAAUCUUUCUUUGACUCCCUCCAAACUCUUUGUUGGAGGUCUCUCAUCAACUACUGAUGUAGAUAUCUUGAGAGAUGCUUUUGGCAGAUUUGGCAAAAUUGUUGAUGUCGUAGUGAUUUCGGACCGUGAGACUGGUGUAUCGAAGGGAUUUGGUUUCGUAACAUACGAUUCGAUUGAUGCUGCUAAUAAGGCAAUGCAACAGAUGAAUGAUCAGGAACUUGAUGGGCGAAUAAUUGGAGUGAACCCAGCCGAUUCAGGAGGCAGUGGAGGUGGUUUAGCAAGACGGGGAGGUCGUGGUGGUGGCCGAGGAGGGUUCGGUCGUGGUGGAUUUGGACGUGGAGGCUAUAACUUUGUUCGUUAACUUGAGAUCCAGAAUGUCUAUCAACAAGAUCUGAUUAAUCUAUUGUUUGAUUUUCUCUUCACAAAGACCAACAUUUUGUUAUAAGUUCAGUGAAGCUUGAACAAACAGAUCAAGUGGCUGCCAAAAACAUUUAUUGAUUCAAUGGAGUUUUCAUACAUUCAAAGGAAAA
Messenger RNA from Brassica napus (rape), 777 nucleotides. Its product is annotated as glycine-rich RNA-binding protein 6, mitochondrial-like. The transcript has 5 exons. The coding region runs from base 162 to 608 and encodes 148 amino acids. The record is from RefSeq and is a predicted model, not a curated record. Lineage: Eukaryota; Viridiplantae; Streptophyta; Magnoliopsida; Brassicales; Brassicaceae. Gene Ontology annotation, molecular function: RNA binding.